AUGGAAGUAAAAGGCGUUGCAGACAUUAUUAUAAGGCCAAGGCAGUUUAUUGUUAUGAGUUCAUUAAGUAAAACCCUUCCCCGGGACAUUUCACAGAAUAGGGGGCCUGGCACCUUUGACAUGGACGACCGCACUGCCUUGAUCCCUGCUAAAGAGUUUGACCCGUGCAAAAAGCGUAAAAUAGCUGCAGUGUGGAUAGCAAUCGUUGUGUUUGGUGCAUUGAUGUCUCAGGCACCGAGCCCUUGGAUUAGAUAG
Molecule: messenger RNA, 255 nt
Organism: Penicillium coprophilum
Lineage: Eukaryota; Fungi; Ascomycota; Eurotiomycetes; Eurotiales; Aspergillaceae
Exons: 2
Coding region: 1-255 (84 amino acids)
Source: RefSeq, a predicted model, not a curated record